Prosopis cineraria is the source of this 5116-nucleotide messenger RNA. Its product is annotated as ABC transporter C family member 3-like. Gene Ontology annotation, molecular function: ATP hydrolysis activity; ATP binding; ABC-type transporter activity. The coding region runs from base 216 to 4715 and encodes 1499 amino acids. Gene Ontology annotation, cellular component: vacuolar membrane; plant-type vacuole. Lineage: Eukaryota; Viridiplantae; Streptophyta; Magnoliopsida; Fabales; Fabaceae. The record is from RefSeq and is a predicted model, not a curated record. The transcript has 10 exons. Gene Ontology annotation, biological process: transmembrane transport.
AUGUCGGGUCUGAAUCCUCGAGUCAAUGAAGCAGCGGGAUAGUUACGUUACAAAAUAAACAAAUAUCCUCUCGUGAAUCCAUUAAUCUCCACUCUUUGAAUCAUGAUCUAAAGCUGAAAGCUACUAUCCAAACACUUUCACGUUACUUCUCCAUUUCUUUUAUUUCCAUUUUCCAAGACACUCUCACUUUGAAGCUACCUAUGCAUGACUCUUAAAUGAUCCACCAUAAUCUUCAUCAGAUGAAGCUUCUUGAUUCCUCAAGGUUGGAAAUGCCCCCAGGAGUCAGCGUUUUCCUCCAACCCAUUUUCACUCACGGGUUCUCUUGUUCACUGCACCUGGUCUUGCUGCUCGUGUUACUGGUAACAUGGGCAUGUCAGAAAGCCAAGGGAGGCCGUAGGGAAAGUGAAGAAAAAGGAGUUUAUAAUGCUGGGGUUUUGUACUCCAAACUGGCUCUUAUCUGUUGUUUAGUUGUUUGUGCUUUUAACAUUGUGUUGUGCUUACUGAACUACUUUUUCUGGUUCAAGAACGGUAGCUCGGAAGAAAUUGUUAUUAUCUUGGAUUUUGUGAUGAAAACUGCUGCCUGGGGUGCUCUCUGUGUUUAUUUGCGUUAUAGAUUCUCCAGUUCAGGGGAGCAAGACUUUCCCAGAUUCUUAAGAAUUUGGAGCUGGGCCUGCUCCUUUGUUUUCUGUUCUUGCGUUGUAAUAGACUUUGUGCUCUAUAGAGAACAUGUUUUCCUCCCAAUAAUAUACCUUGUUUCUGACAUCGGUUCCACUCUCUCGGGUCUGUUUCUCUGUUAUGUGGAAUUUUCAGCAAACAGAGAGGCAAAACUUGCCCUUCUUGAAGAACCCCUUUUGACUGGUGAUUCUAGGGAAAGUAACAGUUAUGAGUCCUAUAAGAACACCUCCUAUUCAAAAGCUGGAUUUUUAAGUAUUGUUACUUUUUCAUGGAUGAGUCCUCUAAUUGCUGUUGGAAAUAAGAAGACUUUAGGCCUUGAGGACCUCCCUUUGCUCUCUAGCCAUGAUAGUGUAUAUGGGACGUUCCCAACUUUUAGAAACAACCUUGAAUCAGAGUGUAGCGAUGAUCUUAGAAGAGUGACCACACUCAAGCUGGCGAAGGCUUUAUUCUUCUCAACAUGGAAAGGAAUUCUUUUAUCAGCUUUAUUUGCAUUCUUAUUCACAAGUGCCUCUUAUGUUGGUCCCUUUCUGAUUGACAUCUUUGUUGAAUACCUUGAUGGGCAAGAAAGGUUUAAAAAUGAGGGUUAUGUUUUGGCAAUGGCAUUUUUAGGCGGAAAGCUUGUGGAGUGCCUUUCACAGAGGCACUGGAUGUUUAGGUUCCAGCAAGUUGGGGUUAGGUUUCAAUCAAUGUUGGUGGCAAUGAUCUACACUAAAGGAUUGACCCUUUCAUGUCAGUCAAAGGAAGGUCGAACUAGUGGGGAGAUUAUCAACUUAAUGACUGUUGAUGCUGCUAGGGUGGGUGAGUUUUGCUGGUACAUGCAUGAUCCAUGGAUGGCUGUUCUGCAAGUAACUUUAGCUUUGGUUAUUCUAUAUAGAAGUGUUGGGAUUGCUUCAAUAGCUGCUUUUGCUUCUACUGUUUUGAUGAUGUUGGCAAACUUGCCAUUGGGGUCACUGCAAGAGAAGUUUCAGAGGAAGUUAAUGGAGUCAAAAGACACAAGAAUGAAGGUCACCUCUGAGAUUUUAAAGAACAUGAGGAUUCUAAAGCUGCAAGCAUGGGAGAUGAAGUUUCUGUCAAGAGUUAUUGAGAUUAGGAACACUGAGACAGGAUGGCUAAAGAAAUUUUUAUUCAGCACAGGAAUGACAAGAUUCCUCUUCUCUUCUGCCCCAACUUUCAUUGCUAUGGUUACUUUUGGUACUUGUAUUCUCAUAGGAAUCCCACUUGACUCAGGGAAGAUCUUAGCUGCACUGGCCACAUUCAGAAUUCUGCAGCAGCCCAUAUACAACCUUCCUGACACAAUCUCAAUGAUAGCACAAACUAAGGUUUCCCUCGAUAGGAUUGCAUCGUUCCUUUGUCUUGAAGAUCUGCAUUCUGAUGUUGUAGAGAGGCUUCCUAGGGGUAGUACUGAUACAGCAAUUGAGAUAGUGGGUGGGAAUUUCUCUUGGGAUUUAUCUUCACCUGUUCCUACCUUGCAAAAUAUAAACAUGAACAUAGUCCAUGGCUUCAAGGUUGCAGUUUGUGGUACUGUUGGUUCUGGAAAGUCAAGUUUACUCUCUUGUAUACUAGGAGAAGUAUCAAAGCUCUCUGGGACAUUGAAGGUGUGUGGGACAAAGGCUUAUGUUGCUCAGUCCCCAUGGAUACAAGGUGGCAAGAUAGAAGAGAACAUACUAUUUGGGAAAGAGAUGGAUAGAGAAAAAUAUGAGAAGGUUUUAGAAGCUUGUUCCUUGAAAAGAGACCUGGAAAUUCUUCCCUUCGGUGAUCAAACUGUUAUUGGAGAGAGAGGUAUCAAUCUGAGUGGUGGGCAGAAGCAAAGAGUACAAAUAGCUCGCGCUCUAUACCAAGACGCUGAUGUAUAUCUGCUUGAUGAUCCUUUUAGUGCUGUAGAUGCCCAUACAGGAUCCCACAUCUUUAAGGAAUGUUUGCUUGGCCUUUUGAGUUCAAAAACAGUGUUAUAUGUGACUCAUCAAGUAGAGUUCUUACCUGAUGCUGAUCUAAUAUUGGUCAUGAGAGAUGGAAAGAUAACUCAAUCAGGGAAGUACAAUGACAUACUCAACUCAGGCACUGAUUUUAUGGAGCUUGUAGGUGCACAUAGAGAAGCCUUGUCUGCAAUUAAGUCAUUAGAGAGAAAACCCACCUCUAAAGAAAUUAAUUCCACUGUGAAUGAGACAGACACCUUAAGUAAAUUUGGACUUGAGGAAAAUGUUGAAAACAAAGAUGUUCAAAAGGAAGAUGAUAAAGGUGGGUCAAAAGGCCAGCUUGUUCAAGAAGAAGAAAGAGAAAAGGGCAGAGUUGGGUUUGAAGUUUAUUGGAAAUUCAUCACAACAGCAUAUGGAGGGGCUCUUGUACCCUUCAUAUUACUAUUGCAAGUGCUUUUUCAGGUUUUUCAAAUUGGAAGCAAUUAUUGGAUGGCAUGGGCAGCUCCUGUAUCAGCAACUAUGGAGCCUCCUGUUGGGAGCUUUACACUUUUGCUUGUCUAUGUUGCUUUAGCCAUUGGAAGUUCUUUUUGCAACCUUGCUAGAACAAUGCUUCUUCUCAUAGCUGGAUAUAAGACAGCCACUAUACUCUUCAAUAAAUUGCAUAUGUGCUUCUUCCGAGCCCCUAUGUCAUUUUUUGAUUCUACACCAAGUGGACGAAUCCUAAACAGAGCUUCCACGGACCAAAGUACUGUAGAUAUGAGCAUUCCACUUUUAGUUGGAGCAGUUGCCUUUUCUCUUAUUCAACUUUUGGGAAAUAUUGCUGUGAUAUCUCAAAUUGCGUGGCAAGUUUUUUUAGUAUUUAUUCCUGUGGUUGCAGCUUGCAUAUGGUACCAGCGAUAUUACUCAGAAUCAGCACGAGAAUUGUCCCGUUUAGUUGGUAUAUGUGAAGCUCCAAUCAUACAACAUUUUUCUGAAACCAUUUCUGGAUUAAUGACCAUCAGAUGUUUUGACCAAGAAGCAAGAUUUCAGGAGACAAACAUGAAACUGAUAGACAGAUAUUCCAAGCCCAAGUUAUACAAUACCACUGCAAUGGAAUGGCUGUGCUUCCGAUUGGAUAUGUUAUCUUCUAUAACAUUUGCCUUCAGUUUGGUUUUCUUGAUAUCUUUUCCAAAUGCAAUUGGUGUUCCUGGCAUUGCUGGCUUGGCUGUGACAUAUGGGUUUAAUCUAAACAUGGUGCAAGCUGGAUUGAUUUGGAUGCUUUGCAAUAUGGAGAACAAAAUUAUAUCAGUGGAAAGAAUAUUUCAGUAUACUAACAUCCCAAGUGAGCCCCCUCUUGUGAUAGAAGAAAACAGACCAGAUCGUUCAUGGCCGUCAUCUGGGGAGGUUCAUAUCCAGGAUUUGCAGGUUCGAUAUGCGCCUCACUUGCCUCUUGUGUUGCGAGGUCUUACUUGCACUUUCAAUGCUGGAGGAAAAACGGGCAUUGUAGGGAGAACUGGAAGUGGAAAAUCAACUCUAGUACAGACACUAUUCAGACUUAUUGAACCUACAUAUGGUCGGAUACUAAUAGAUGGCAUUGGUAUCGCUUCAAUUGGGCUUCAUGAUUUACGAUCUAGACUAAGCAUUAUUCCUCAAGAUCCAACUAUGUUUCAAGGCACUGUAAGAAGUAAUCUAGACCCACUUGAAGAGUACACUGAUGAACAGAUUUGGGAGGCUUUAGAUAUGUGCCAACUUGGAGAUGAAGUCCGGAAGAAGGAAGGAAAGCUUGAUUCCAUUGUUACUGAGAAUGGAGAAAAUUGGAGCAUGGGUCAGAGACAACUCGUCUGCCUCGGCCGUAUUCUACUUAAAAGGAGCAAGAUUUUGGUGCUUGAUGAAGCAACUGCAUCAGUCGAUACUGCUACAGAUAACAUUAUUCAGCAAACCUUGAAGCACCAUUUCUCAGAAUGUACAGUUAUAACCAUUGCACACAGAAUAACUUCUAUUCUUGAUAGUGGCAUGGUUUUGGUUUUGAACCAAGGGCUUAUUGAGGAAUAUGAUUCACCAAAAAGAUUGCUGAAGAACAAAUAUUCAUCUCUUGCUCAGCUAGUUGCAGAGUACACUCGCAGGUCGGACUCAGGCUUUGAAACUUAGAUGAGAAAAAUGCGUAGAUCCGGUGUAUCACUUCAUCUGUACACUAACUAAUCGUGACACCUCACAGAGCUGAUAAAAAAUAUUAAAAUACUUUUACAUUAGACUGUAGUUACUUUUCCAAAAAAGAAUAAUAUAAAUUAAAUAAAUUAUAAAUUAAAUGAAUACCAAGUAAGUGGAAGCUCGGAUUAAAAUUUUGUGAGGUCGUAUGUUCUGAUUGGUCAGUGCGCAGAUGAGAUGGCGCAUUGGGUUUGUCUAAAAAUUUUCCCUUAGCUGAUAAAUAAUGAAGAAACUAUUUUUGGAUCAAAUCUUUUCUUGAUGGUGAUCAAGAUGAAGUAUUGAUAGCUAUACCAAAGGAAAAAGAAAAAAGAAAAAAAAAAAAAGAUGAAGUCAUAUUUCUACCU